GCGCUGCGUCACGGACCUUUGGGCGCUGCGCUCCCGAGACUGCGACCGCUGCGGCCUAGGCGCUGGCGUCCCGCGCCCGAACCCUGGUUGGCGGCGGGAUGAGGCGCAGUAAGGCCGACGUGGAGCGGUAUAUCGCCUCGGUACAGGGCUCUGCCCCGUCUCCCCGGGAGAAGUCAAUGAAAGGAUUCUAUUUUGCAAAGCUGUAUUACGAAGUUAAAGAAUAUGAUCUUGCUAAAAAAUAUAUAUCUACAUACAUUAAUGUGCAAGAAAGGGAUCCCAAAGCUCACAGAUUUCUCGGCCUUCUUUACGAAGUGGAGGAAAACAUAGAGAAAGCGGUUGAAUGUUAUAAGCGUUCAGUGGAAUUAAACCCAACACAAAAAGAUCUUGUGUUGAAGAUUGCAGAAUUGCUCUGUAAAAAUGAUGUUAGUGAUGGAAGAACUAAAUACUGGGUUGAAAGAGCAGCUAAACUUUUUCCAGGAAGUCCUGCAGUUUAUAAACUAAAGGAGCAGCUUUUAGAUUGUAAAGGUGAAGAUGGAUGGAAUAAACUUUUCGACUUGAUUCAGUCAGAACUUUAUGCAAGACCUGAUGAUGUCCACAUGAACAUCCGACUAGUAGAGCUGUAUCGCUCGAACAAUAGACUGAAGGAUGCUGUGGCCCACUGCCACCAGGCAGAGAGAAACACAGCCUUGCGUUCAAGUUUAGAGUGGAAUUCCUGUGUUGUACAGACCCUUAAGGAAUAUCUGGAAUCUUCACAGUGUUUGGAGUCUGAUAAAAGUAACUGGCGAGCAACCAAUCAGGACUUACUUCUAGCCUAUGCUAACCUUAUGCUUCUCACGCUGUCCACGAGAGAUGUGCAAGAGAGCAGGGAAUUACUGGAGAGUUUUGAUAGUGCUCUUCAGUCUGUGAAACCUUGUGUGGGUGGAAAUGAUGAACUCUCAGCUACUUUCUUCGAAGUGAGAGGACAUUUCUACAUGCAUGCUGGUUCUCUGCUUUUGAAGAUGGGUCAGCAUAGUGACGUGCAGUGGCGAGCGCUCUCUGAGCUGGCUGUGUUGUGCUAUCUCAUAGCCUUUCAGGUUCCAAGACCAAAGAUUAAAUUUAUUAAAGGAGAAGCUGGACAAAAUCUACUGGAAAUGAUGGCCUGUGAUCGUCUGAGCCAAUCAGGGCAUAUGCUGCUAAACUUAAGUCGUGACAAGCAAGACUUUUUAAAAGAGGUUGUAGAAUCCUUUGCCAAUGAAAGUGGGCAGUCUGCUUUAUAUGAAGCUCUGUUUUCUAGUCAGUCACCUAAGGAUAGAUCUUUCCUUGGUAGCGAUGAUAUUGGAAACCUUGAUGUACAAGCACCAGAUCCUGAGGAUUUGGCUCGAUAUGAUGUUGGUGCCAUUCGAGCACAUAAUGGUAGUCUUCAGCACCUCACCUGGCUUGGCUUACAAUGGAAUUCAUUGCCUGCCUUACCUGCAAUUCGAAAAUGGCUAAAACAGCUUUUUCAUCAUUUGCCCCAGGAAACCUCAAGACUUGAAACAAAUGCACCUGAAUCAAUAUGUAUUUUAGAUCUUGAAGUAUUUCUACUUGGAGUAAUAUAUACCAGCCACUUACAAUUAAAGGAGAAAUGUAAUUCUCACUACAGCUUUUAUCAGCCUCUGUGCUUGCCACUUCCUGUGUGUAAACAGCUUUGCACAGAAAGACAGAAAUCUUGGUGGGAUGCAGUUUGUAAUCUAAUCCACAGAAAAGCAAUACCUGGAACCUCAGCAAAAUUGCGACUUCUAGUUCAGCAUGACAUAAACACUCUAAGGGGCCAGGAAAAACAUGGCCUUCAGCCUGCUCUACUUGUGCACUGGGCAAAGUGCCUUCAGAAAACGGGCAGUGGUCUUAAUUCUUUUUAUGAUCAACGAGAAUACAUAGGCAGAAGUGUUCAUUACUGGAAGAAGGUUUUGCCAUUGUUGAAGAUACUCAGAAAGAAGAGCAGUAUCCCUGAACCUAUUGACCCUCUGUUUAAACAUUUUCAUAGUGCAGACAUUCAGGUAUCUGAAAUGGGUGAAUAUGAAGAGGAAGCACACAUAACAUGUGCUAUAUUGGAUGCAGUUAAUGGGAAUAUAGACGAUGCUGUGGCUGCUUUUGAAUCUAUUAAUAAUGUCGUUUCUUAUUGGAAUCUUGCACUGAUUUUUCACAGAAAAGCAGAAGACAUUGAAAAUGAUGCACUUUCUUCUGAAGAACAGGAAGAAUGCAAAAAUUACCUGAGAAAGACCAGAGACUACCUGAUAAAGAUUUUAGAUGACAGUGAUUCAGAUCUCUCAGUGGUUAAGAAAUUGCCCGUGCCCCUGGAAUCUGUAAAAGAGAUGCUUAAUUUAGUCAUGCAGGAGCUCGAUGACUUCAGUGAAGGAGGGCCUCUUUAUAGAAAUGGUUCUUUGCGAAAUGCAGAUUCAGAAAUAAAACAUUCUACACCGUCUCCCACCAAAUACUCUCUAUCACCAAAUAAAAGUUACAAGUAUUCUCCCAAAACACCACCUCCAUGGGCAGAAGAUCAAAAUUCUUUAUUGAAAAUGAUCUGCCAACAAGUAGAGGCCAUUAAGAAAGAAAUGCAGGAGUUGAAACUAAAUAGCAGUAACUCAGGGUCCCCUCAUCGUUGGCCUACAGAGAAUUAUGGACCAGAUUCAGUGCCUGAUGGAUAUCAGGGGUCACAGAAUUUUCAUGGGGCCCCACUAACAGUUGCAACUACUGGCCAUUCAAUGUAUUAUAGUCAGUCACCAGCAUAUAAUUCCCAGUAUCUACUCAGACCAGCAGCUAAUGUUACUCCCACAAAGGGACCAGUUUAUGGCAUGAAUAGGCUUCCACCUCAGCAGCCUGUCUACACCUACCCACAGCAGAUGCACACACCACCAGUGCAGAGUUCGUCUGCUUGUAUGUUCUCUCAAGAGAUGUAUGGUCCCCCAUUGCGUUUUGAGUCUCCUGCAACAGGAAUUCUAUCACCUAGGGGUGAUGAUUACUUUAAUUACAAUGUUCAACAGACAAGCACAAAUCCACCUUUGCCAGAACCAGGUUAUUUUACAAAACCUCCAGUUGCAGCUCACGCUUCAAGAUCUGCAGAAUCUAAGGUUAUGGAAUUUGGAAAACCCAAUUUUGUCCAGCCCGUGCCAGGUGAAGGCAUGGGGCCAUCCUUGGCAGCACCUGUGCGUACAUCACAGCCAACUGCUUUUAAAUUUAAUUCAAAUUUCAAAUCAAAUGAUGGCGACUUCACGUUUUCCUCACCACAGGUUGUGGCACAGCCCCCUUCUACGACUUACACUAAUAGUGAAAGCCUUUUAGGUCUCCUGACUUCAGACAGACCUUUGCAAGGAGAUAGCUACAGUGGACCAAAAGCUGCUCAGACCAUUGGACCUCGAAAUACAUUCAAUUUUGGAAGCAAAAAUGUGUCUGGAAUUUCAUUUACUGAAAACAUGGGCCCAAAUCAGCAAAAGAAUUCUGGUUUUCGACGCAGUGAUGAUAUGUUUACUUUCCACGGUCUAGGGAAAUCAGUGUUUGGAACGCCUGCCGCAGAGCCGGCCAACAAGAGUCUUGACACUGAUGGGGGUAGUGCGCAUGGGGAUGAGGACGACGACGGCCCUCACUUUGAGCCAGUGGUGCCUCUUCCCGAUAAGAUUGAAGUGAGAACUGGUGAGGAGGAUGAGGAAGAGUCCUUCUGCAAUCGUGCCAAGUUGUAUCGUUUUGAUGCGGGAUCAAGAGAAUGGAAGGAGCGUGGAAUUGGCAACGUAAAGAUACUAAGGCACAAAACCUCCGGUAAAAUCCGCCUACUGAUGAGACGCGAGCAAGUGUUGAAAAUCUGUGCAAAUCACUACAUCAGCCCAGACAUGGCCCUGGCGCCCAACGCCGGCUCAGACAGGUCCUUUGUGUGGUACGCUCUGGACUAUGCAGACGAGUCGCCCAAACCAGAACAGCUUGCUAUUAGAUUCAAGACACCUGAGGAGGCAGCACUUUUUAAGUGCAAGUUUGAAGAGGCCCAGAGCAUGUUAAAAGCCUCAGGAGCAAACAGAGCCACAACCUCCAGUCAGGCUACGAGAACUGUAAAAGAACCCACAGGUCCUGACAAUAAGGAUAUUGGCAAAUCUGCUGCUGGAAGCAUGAACUUUGAAUUUCAGGUUGCAAAGAAAGAAGGGUCUUGGUGGCAUUGUAACAGCUGCUCAUUAAAGAACGCCGCAACUGCUGAGAAGUGUGUAUCCUGCCAAAAUCUAAACCCAAGCAGUAAAGAGCUCCUUGGCUCACCAUUAGUUGAAACUGUUUCCACUCCUAAACCUGGCUCAGAAAAUACUCCAGAUAGAUUUGCAUUGAUGACUCCAAAGAAAGAAGGUCACUGGGAUUGUAGUAUUUGUUUAAUAAGAAAUGAACCCACUGUAUCUAGAUGCAUUGCAUGUCAGAAUACAAGGUCUGCUAACAAAGGUGGAUCUUCAUUUGUUCAGCAGCCUUCCUUUAAAUUUGGCCAGGGAGAUCUUCCUAAGUCUGCCAGCAGUGAUUUCAGAUCUGUUUUUUCAAUAAAGGAAGGACAGUGGGAUUGCAGCGUUUGCUUGGUACAAAAUGAAGGAAGUUCUGCAAAAUGUAUGGCUUGUCAGAAUCCAAGAAAACAGAGUUUUCCUGCUUCUGCUGUCCCAGCACCUGCCUCUUUUAAGUUUGGUGCUUCAGAGACAAGCAAGGCUCCAAAGAGUGGAUUUGAAGGAGUUUUCGCCAAGAAGGAAGGACAGUGGGAUUGCAGUUUGUGCUUAGUGCGAAAUGAGGCAAGUGCGGCCGUGUGUGUGGCUUGUCGGAAUCCACCCGCUUCUGCUGCUGCAGCACCUGCGUCUUCAGAGACAAGCAAGGCUCCAAAGAGUGGAUUUGAAGGAGUUUUCGCCAAGAAGGAAGGACAGUGGGAUUGCAGUUUGUGCUUAGUGCGAAAUGAGGCAAGUGCGGCCGUGUGUGUGGCUUGUCGGAAUCCACCCGCUUCUGCUGCUGCAGCACCUGCGUCUUCAGAGACAAGCAAGGCUCCAAACAGUGGACUUGAAGGGAUGUUCACCAAGAAGGAAGGACAGUGGGAUUGCAGCGUUUGUUUGGUACGAAAUGAAGGAAGUUCUACAAAAUGUGUGGCUUGUCAGAAUCCAAGAAAACAGAGUUCACCUGCUUCUGCUGUCCCAGCACCUGCCUCUUUCAAGUUUGGCGCUUCAGAGACAAGCAAGGCUCCAAACAGUGGACUUGAAGGGAUGUUCACCAAGAAGGAAGGACAGUGGGAUUGCAGCAUUUGUUUGGUACGAAAUGAAGGAAGUUCUACAAAAUGUGUGGCUUGUCAGAAUCCAAGAAAACAGAGUUUACCUGCUUCUGCUGUCCCAGCACCUGCCUCUUUCACGUUUGGCGCUUCAGAGACAAGCAAGACUCCAAACAGUGGACUUGAAGGGAUGUUCACCAAGAAGGAAGGACAGUGGGAUUGCAGCGUUUGCUUUGUGCGAAAUGAGAGUUCUUCCUUAAAAUGUGUGGCUUGUGAUGGUUCUAAACCAGCCCAUAAACCUGUUGCAGAAGAACCUUCAGCUUUCACUUUGGGCUCAACAACUAAGGCAAAUGACUCUUCUGAAAGUCAGGUGGGAACAGGAUUUAAAAGUAACUUUUCAGAAAAAGCUUUUAAGUUUGGCAAUGCAGAACAGGGAUUUAAAUUUGGGCGUGUGGAUCAAGAAAAUGCACCUUCAUUUACAUUUCAGAGUUCUUCUAAUACAGACUCUAAGUCAACAAAAGAAGGAUUUAGUUUUUCUGUCCCUGUGUCUGCUGACGGGUUUAAAUUUGGCAUUCAGGAGCCGGGAAGUCAGGGGAGGAAGAGUGAAAAGCCCUUUGGAAAUGACGCUGGUUGUCAGGCUCAGGAUGCUGGUGGUCAGAAAGACGGGAGUGCUGUGGUUCUUGGUCAAACUGGCAGCACUUGUACAUUUGCAGAUCUUGCAAAAUCAAAUUCAGGAGAAGGGUUUCAGUUUGGCAAAAAAGACCCCAAUUUCAAGGGCUUUUCGGGUGCUGGAGAGAAGUUAUUCUCAUCACAAAGUAGUAAAAUGGCUGAUAAAGCAGACCCUUGUGCUGACCUUGAGAAAGAUGAUGACGCCGAUAAGACUGAGGACAGUGACGAUAUCCAUUUUGAACCAGUCGUCCAGAUGCCUGAGAAAGUGGAGCUUGUCACAGGAGAAGAAGAUGAGAAAGUUCUUUACUCACAGCGGGUAAAAUUGUUUAGGUUUGAUGCUGAGAUAAGUCAGUGGAAAGAAAGGGGUUUGGGGAACUUAAAAAUUCUCAAAAAUGAAGUUAAUGGCAAACUGAGAAUGCUGAUGCGGAGAGAGCAGGUGCUGAAGGUGUGUGCCAACCACUGGAUCACCACCACCAUGCACCUGAAGCCCCUCUCUGGGUCGGACAGGGCCUGGAUGUGGUUGGCUAGUGAUUUUUCUGAUGGCGAUGCCAAACUAGAGCAGCUGGCAGCAAAAUUCAAAACACCCGAGCUGGCUGAAGAAUUCAAACAGAAAUUUGAGGAAUGCCAGCGACUUCUGUUAGAUAUUCCACUGCAGACUCCCCAUAAGCUUGUGGAUACUGGCAGAGCUGCCAAGUUAAUCCAGAGGGCGGAAGAGAUGAAGAGCGGACUAAAAGAUUUCAAGACGUUUUUGACGAAUGAUCAAACAAAAGUCACUGACGAAGAGAGUAAGAGUUCAGGAGCUGGAGCUGCCAGUGCUGCAGACGCGAGCGGCAUGCCAAAUCCUGAGACCACCGGGCCCACCCUAGAGUGGGACAGCUACGACCUAAGGGAAGAUGCUCUGGACGACAGUGUGAGUAGCAGCUCAGUGCACGCCUCCCCGCUGGCCAGCAGCCCCGUGAGGAAAAAUCUCUUCCGCUUCGGUGAGUCAACCACCGGGUUUAACUUCAGUUUUAAAUCUGCUUUGAGUCCGUCUAAGUCUCCUGCCAAGUUGAAUCAGAGUGGGGCCUCAGUGGGCACAGAUGAAGACUCUGAUGUCACUCAGGAGGAGGAGAGAGAUGGACAGCACUUUGAACCCGUCGUACCUUUGCCUGAUCUAGUCGAGGUGUCCAGUGGUGAGGAAAAUGAACAAGUUGUUUUUAGUCACAGAGCCAAACUCUAUAGGUAUGAUAAAGAUGCUGGGCAGUGGAAAGAAAGAGGCAUUGGCGACAUAAAGAUUUUACAGAAUUAUGAUAAUAAGCAAGUUCGCAUAGUGAUGAGAAGGGACCAGGUAUUAAAGCUUUGUGCCAACCACAGAAUAACUCCAGACAUGACUUUGCAAAAUAUGAAAGGGACAGAAAGAGUGUGGGUGUGGACCGCAUGUGAUUUUGCAGACGGAGAAAGAAAAGUAGAGCAUUUAGCUGUCCGUUUUAAACUACAGGAUGUUGCAGACUCGUUUAAGAAAAUAUUUGAUGAAGCAAAAAUAGCCCAAGAAAAAGAUUUUUUGAUAACACCUCAUGUUUCUCGUUCGACCACUCCCAGAGAGUCACCCUGCGGCAAAGUCGCCGUAGCUGUGCUAGAGGAAACCACCAGAGAACGGACGGAUUCGGCACAGGGUGAUGACGCGUCAGGUGCAACCUCAGAAGUUGGCGGGGUGUCUGGCACACCUGAAACGACAACAAAAGCAGUGGUUUCACCUCCAAAGUUUGUAUUUGGUUCUGAGUCUGUUAAAAGCAUUUUUAGCAGUGAAAAGUCAAAACCAUUUGCAUUUGGCAACAGUUCAGCUACUGGGUCUUUGUUUGGAUUUAGUUUUAAUGCACCUUUGAAAAAUAACAGUAGUGAGGCCAGUUCAGCAGCCCAGAGUGGAUCUGAAAAAAGAGCGGAGCUUGGUGGUCACCAAGAGUCGCAGAGCUCUGAUCUCACACCGUCUUCCGACAGCAAAGUCAAAAACUCCUCUCCUGCUUUUCCAAAGGAGCAGUCCUCAACCAGUCACACGUUUAAAACACCAGAAAAGGGGUUUAAUUUUAGCCUUUUUAAAUCUAAUCCAAUGGCAUUUUGGAGCAGCACUCCUUCCUCCCAGCCUGAGAACAAAGUGGAAGAGAAGAAAAAGCCUGAAGAUCUUCCCUCAGAUGACGAUGUUCUCAUUGUGUAUGAGCUGACCCCGACCCCUGAGCAAAAAGCUCUUGCAAGCAAACUUCAGCUUCCUCCCACUUUCUUCUGUUACAAGAACAGGCCAGACUACGUCAGCGAAGAGGAGGAGGACGAUGAAGAUUUUGACACAGCUGUCAAGAAGCUUAAUGGAAAACUAUAUUUGGAUGACUCAAAAGAAUGUAGACCGUUAGAAGAAAAUCUAACAGAUAAUGAGAAAGAAUGUAUUAUUAUUUGGGAAAAGAAACCAACAGUUGAAGAAAAGGCAAAAGCAGAUACGUUAAAGCUUCCACCUACAUUUUUUUGUGGAGUCUGCAGUGACACUGACGAGGACAAUGGAAGUGGGGAAGACUUUCAAUCGGAGCUUCACAAAGUUCAGGAAGCUCAAAAAUCCCAGAAUGAGGACAUAACUAGCACGGCUGACAGUGUGUGUACAGAUGGCAGUAAAGUGACUGUACCAUUUUUGUGUAAAUAUGAAGAACCAGAGUUUACUACCAAAUCUAUUAGUUCACCACCUGUUUCUUCUGAAACUGCCGAUAAACCUGUGGAUUUAUCUACUAGAAAGCAAAAUGAUGCAGAUUCUACAAGUCAAGUGGAAAGCAAAACAGUUUCAUUUGGAUUUGGAAGUAGCACAGGGCUGUCAUUUGCAGACUUGGCUUCCAGUAAUUCUGGGGAUUUUGCUUUUGGGUCCAAAGAUAAAAAUUUCCAGUGGGCAAACACUGGAGCAGCUGUGUUCGGAGCACAGUCAACCAGUAAAGUUGGCGAAGAUGAAGAUGGUAGUGAUGAAGAGGUAGUUCAUAAUGAAGAUAUCCAUUUUGAACCAAUAGUGUCAUUACCAGAGGUAGAAGUAAAAUCUGGAGAAGAAGAUGAAGAAAUUUUAUUUAAAGAGAGAGCCAAACUUUACAGGUGGGAUCGAGAGGCCAGUCAGUGGAAGGAGCGUGGGGUUGGAGACAUGAAGAUCCUCUGGCACACGAUGAAGAAUUACUACCGGGUCCUCAUGAGAAGAGACCAGGUGCUCAAAGUGUGUGCAAACCAUGUCAUCACCAGAACAAUGGAACUGAAACCCUUGAAUGUUUCCAACAAUGCUUUAGUUUGGACUGCCUCAGAUUAUGCUGAUGGAGAAGCCAAAGUGGAACAGCUUGCAGUGAGAUUUAAAACUAAAGAAAUGGCUGAUUGUUUUAAGAAAAAAUUUGAAGAAUGUCAACAGAAUUUAUUGAAACUCCAGGAAGAACAGGUAUCACCCAGAGCAAAGGAGACAAAUCCUGUGGUGUUUUUUGAUGUUUGCGCAGAUGAUGAGCCUCUGGGACGUAUAACCAUGGAAUUAUUUUCAAACAUUGUUCCUCAAACUGCUGAGAACUUCAGAGCACUGUGCACUGGAGAGAAGGGCUUUGGUUUCAAGAACUCCAUUUUUCACAGAGUGAUUCCAGAUUUUGUUUGCCAAGGGGGAGAUAUCACCAAACACGAUGGAACAGGAGGACGGUCCAUUUAUGGAGAUAAAUUUGAAGAUGAAAAUUUUGAUGUGAAACAUACCAGUCCUGGCUUACUAUCCAUGGCCAAUCGAGGCAAGGAUACCAAUAAUUCUCAGUUUUUCAUAACACUGAAAAAAGCAGAGCAUUUGGACUUUAAGCAUGUAGUAUUUGGGUUUGUUAAAGAUGGCAUGGAUACUGUGAAAAAGAUUGAAUCAUUUGGUUCUCCUAAAGGGUCUGUUAGUCGAAGAAUUAUUAUCACAGAAUGUGGACAGAUAUAAAAUCAUUGUUUUUCAUAGUAGAUUUUACCUGUAUAAACAGUUGAAUUGAAGCCUAGCUGUUAUGACAACAUGGUAAUUAUGUUCAGCUUUUGAAAAUGGACAUUUCCAAUGUAUAAAUGUAAAAUUGCAGCUUAUAGCUGUUGUCACUUUUUAAUGUGUUAUAAUUGACCUUGCAUGGUGUGAAAUAAAAGUUUAAACACUGGUGUAUUUCAGGUGUACUUGUGUUUAUGUACUCCUGACAUAUUUGUAUUAAAAUGGAGUAAUACUAAUCUUGUUAAAAGCAAUAGACCUUCUCAAACUAUUGAAGGAAUAUGAUAUAUGCAAUUUAACUUUAGUUUCUUCUCAGAUAUUAGACUUCCUGCAUGGAUAUACUUACUGUUUGGAUAAAGGGACCAUGACUUGGAUAGUUUUUAUUUCAGAUUUGGAAUAUAUUUGGUAAUUUUCACUAUUGGUGUGCUCAUUUAUGAAUAAAGAUUCACUUGUGAGUGGGUAGAGCCAGAGGGUAGAGACUUAACCAAAGUGCUCUUCUAUCAAUUCUUGCACCUCCUGUAUAGCUAACAGAGUACCUUCUUUCCUUAAAAUGUUAUGUAGCUUCCUGUGCUCUUCCCAAGGUAUUAAAUUAAUUUUUACAUUUUAAGUAAGUUGAGUAUUUAGACUUUUUAAAAAACCUGUCAUCUGUUUCUACUACCUCAAACUGCAUUUGGUUCUGAUAGAACUUGAAUUUUUCCUUGCAGUUAUUGUGAUAAAGUAUGAGUAUUUUAAAAAGGUCUAUACCAUGUUCUUUGGUUAAAGAUUUGGUUUAUACUAGAUUGUUGCAGUACCUUUUUCUGGUGAAUUUUGUAGCAAAAAUAAAGUGACAAUUGUUAACA
This is a messenger RNA of Balaenoptera ricei (Rice's whale), 10687 nucleotides long. RefSeq names its product RANBP2 like and GRIP domain containing 4 (gene RGPD4). The transcript has 30 exons. The record is from RefSeq and is a predicted model, not a curated record. Gene Ontology annotation, cellular component: cytoplasm; nuclear pore. NCBI's taxonomy places the organism in Eukaryota, Metazoa, Chordata, Mammalia, Artiodactyla, Balaenopteridae. Gene Ontology annotation, biological process: NLS-bearing protein import into nucleus; protein folding; protein peptidyl-prolyl isomerization. Gene Ontology annotation, molecular function: peptidyl-prolyl cis-trans isomerase activity; GTPase activator activity; protein binding. Bases 99 to 9818 code for a protein of 3239 amino acids.